UCUACUUCCUCUUUGGUGAGAUCUUGGAAAGCUUGAAAAUUGGUGAAACAAUUUCAUUGACGACAGUUUUUGAUAAUUUAAUUAAUUUUUAAAGGUUCAAUUUCAGUUUAGUUUAUCUCAAAAUGUUGAUUCCCAAGAACAAUAGAUUAGCCAUCUAUGAAUAUCUAUUCAAGGAAGGAGUUUUGGUCGCCAAAAAGGACACCAAUUUACCUCGACAUCCACUUAUCCCAAGUGUAACAAACCUUCAAGUAAUAGUGACUAUGAAAUCACUUACAUCUAAAGGUUUGGUUAAAACCCAAUUCGCAUGGAGACAUUACUAUUACUAUUUAACAAAUGAAGGAAUUGCUUAUCUUCGAAAUUUCCUCUGUUUACCUGCCGAAAUUGUCCCAGCUACUCUAAAAAGGAAACAAACCGAAGCCAGAGGAACAGCUGGAGCUGGAGCUGGAGCAGGAACUGGAGCCGGUGUUGGUGCUGGUGCUGGUACUGGACCUGGUCUUGGAGCUCCUGAGUCUAAAUUCAAAGGAUAUGGACGAGGAAAACCUGUUGAAUAACUGUCUAAUAUAAAUUUCAAUUUAAAUCAUUAAAACAAAUUGGUAAAAAUUUGAA
Molecule: messenger RNA, 606 nt
Organism: Tetranychus urticae (two-spotted spider mite)
Lineage: Eukaryota; Metazoa; Arthropoda; Arachnida; Trombidiformes; Tetranychidae
Gene: RpS10b
Product: Ribosomal protein S10b
Cellular component (GO): cytosolic small ribosomal subunit
Molecular function (GO): structural constituent of ribosome; RNA binding
Source: RefSeq, a predicted model, not a curated record